Acanthoscelides obtectus is the source of this 944-nucleotide messenger RNA. NCBI's taxonomy places the organism in Eukaryota, Metazoa, Arthropoda, Insecta, Coleoptera, Chrysomelidae. The record is from the annotation of a GenBank genome assembly.
GUACUCUAGUGCCCGAGGAGCAAAUGUGUUUCGAUUGGAGAAACAAAAGUCCUGAAAAAAUCAUUCGUUUAUUUUCACCGAUAGCUGCUUUGCACAUCAAAAUGUGUGAUAUUCAUGUUCCCGCAAAUCCAGAGGAUUGGAAAAAAGUUGCAAAUGGAUAUAAUACAAUGUGGAACUUCCCGAUGUGUAUAGGCAGUAUGGAUGGAAAACAUGUAAUCAUAGAAUCCCCAAAAUACAGUGGAAGUGAAUUCUUCAAUUAUAAAGGGACUUUUAGUAUUGUAUUGUUUGCCAUAGUCGAUGCCAGUUACAAUUUUAUUUUUGUUUACGUUGGGUGCCAGGGCCGAAUAUCAGACGGAGGAGUUUUCAAAAAUACUGGAUUUGCCAAAGCAUUGGAAAGAGAUAUGCUCAAUCUGCCACAAAAGGCGGCACUUUCUGGAAGAGAAAAACUGGUACCAUACGUCUUACUAGCAGACGAUGCAUUCCCCUUGUCACAAAAUAUAAUGAAGCCGUAUGCUGGGCACCAAGAACGUGGGUCAAGACAACGAAUUUUUAAUUACCGUCUAAGUAGAGCUCGAAGAGUCGUCGAGAACGUAUUCGGAAUACUAGCAUCUGUUUUUCGGGUCCUUCGCAAGCCUAUGUUACUAGAGCCGGACAAAGUGGAGAAAGUUGUUCAAACAUGUGUUUUGCUGCACAAUUAUUUACGUAGAGAUGUGGAAUCGAAAGAUAGAUAUACACCGCCAGGCUCCUUUGAUUUCGAACACUUAGAUUCUGGUACUGUAAGUGGAGGAUUGUGGAGAAAUGAUCCGGAACCAUGUCACUCACUUUUGCCUAUAAGACGAAUAGCAAGGAAACCAAUUCAAGAAGCCCGAGAAAUUAGAGACGAAUUCAGCGAAUAUUUCAUAUCGGACUUAGGACAAGUACCAUGGCAAUCACAGUAUGCUUAA